AUGAAGAGAUCUGUGGUACACACCUCGGAGCCCGAAGUCUUUAUUCAAAAAUCCUCAGAGCUGGAUUAUAUUGGCCGACAAUACGACAAGAUUGUUAGGCAAAAGUCAAAAGCUGUAACAACUGCCAAAAACACAGUCCGAUUACACAUCUCCCAGCCGAACUCCUACACUGUUCCGAGAAAGAAACUAGAUGAUGCAAAGGGCCUCUGGGCCGAGCUUAUCCCGGAGAUCACAUGGGGAUACAAUACAACAAUUCACUCAACCACAAAGGAAACACCUUUCCGCUUGGUCUAUGGCUCAGACGCAAUGAUACCUGUGGAGAUCUCCCAAUCCUCACUACGCACAGAAUUGACCGACCUAACUACACAAGACAUAGCUCGGCAAACCGAACUUGAUCUCAUUGAAGAACUCCGAUCAUCCGCAGCAAUCAAAUAUUUAGCAAUGCAACAGCACAUUGCCCGUAGAUAUAACCAAAGACUUCAACCAAGAUCUUUCCAAGUCCACGACCUUGUACUCAGAAAAACAGCACAAGCUAGGAAACCACCAGCACAUGGCAAACUAGCAGCUAAUUGGAGGGCCCUUACAGAGUCACAGAAGUAA
Arachis duranensis is the source of this 600-nucleotide messenger RNA. RefSeq lists its product as uncharacterized. Bases 1 to 600 code for a protein of 199 amino acids. Gene Ontology annotation, molecular function: nucleic acid binding. The transcript is spliced from 2 exons. The record is from RefSeq and is a predicted model, not a curated record. NCBI's taxonomy places the organism in Eukaryota, Viridiplantae, Streptophyta, Magnoliopsida, Fabales, Fabaceae.